AGCGCGUUCGAGGUGGAUAUCGACGAGGGUGCGUCGGUUUCCGCGUUGAAGAAGGCGAUCCAGUCGGAGAAGCCGAACAAGUUGAAGGACAUCGAUGCAGGUGACCUGCAGCUCUUCCUGGCGAAGACGGCGGACGGCGCGUGGCUGUCAGACGAAAGCGAUGCUGCGCUGGAGCUGGAGGAAGGGAAGAGACACGCAGUCAUUCAAACGUUGAUUAAUGGAGAGCCGAUGAAAGCCACGAAGACUCUCCAGUACUGGUUGUUUGGCAAGACCAAGAUGCUUCCACCCUCUACCGAUCAGAUCCACGUGCUGGUGGUGGUU
Messenger RNA from Phytophthora sojae, 321 nucleotides. RefSeq lists its product as hypothetical. The record is from RefSeq and is a predicted model, not a curated record. Lineage: Eukaryota; Oomycota; Peronosporomycetes; Peronosporales; Peronosporaceae. The annotation marks the transcript as partial. The transcript has a single exon.